Molecule: messenger RNA, 681 nt
Organism: Moneuplotes crassus
Lineage: Eukaryota; Ciliophora; Spirotrichea; Euplotida; Euplotidae
Source: the annotation of a GenBank genome assembly
UUUAUCUAGAAACUUCCAAGACUGAGAGGGGUUUAGAGAUCUUAUGCUUGUUGUCGAAAUGUUGAUCUUUCUUCAAAAAUGGGUGGAUAUAAAACCUCUAAAAUCUGUCUCUCUACUCUACAUUCUUCAGAUGUCUAAAGUAUGAAUUGAGGGUGUCAGAAGGACCUUCAAGUGUGUGGCUAAUCAGGAUUAAUUUUCAAAAUAAUCCCUACUUUCAAACCUCUGGCCAUGAAGUUACUUUCAAAAGAAGGUGUAUGCCAAAACUCUGGUUUCCCCUUGGAACUAGCAGUGAGAUUCCCCUUAGUAUGUUCUUGAGGAAGUCGCUUUUUUAGCAAAUGUUGGUAAGAAAGAAGUUUGAGCAACGUUCCUAUGUUCAGAAUUGACAAAGAUAAGCUAAUUUUGCAGGCCUGUGAGUAUAAAUAAGCAACACAUUUUGUAGCUUGGCUCUUGGUAUCGAAAUUAUGUGUUAAAGCGAUACCUUAAAUUACAAAAAGCGACGGCAACUGCUUAAUUUGUAGUAAAAUCUGUGCAGAAGUUUACAGAAAAAUUAUUCAUCCCUAAAAUCUUCCUUUAGUAUUGACUUUGGACCGAUGAGUCUGUCCUCGAACUCAAAGCUGCUAAUUUUGGGAUCAUUUUGAAUAAGAAAUUGGAUGAAUUUAUAUAUCAAAAAGUGCCUCCAUA